UUCCCGACUACAAUGAUGUUCCUCUACCUAGUAGCAGUAGCGCGAUUGGUGCCAGUAGUAGGCCUAUCGCACCUCCGGCUCGACAGUCAUUAACCUUUGGCACUCCGAAGGUGGCUCUGUCCACUCCUACCAAAAAUGUCGCCAGCACACCAUCCAGGGCAUCAUCUACGGUUCGCUCCAGUGCCGCCUCAAAAGCAAGCAGUGUGGCAUACCCAAACCCGGAUGUUGAUGAUCGUAAUGGCUACCGAGCAGUGGCGUACUUUGGGAACUGGGACAUUUACGCGCGCAAAUACUUUCCGCAGCAGGUUCCUGCGUCAAAGCUGACGCAUCUCCUCUACGCCUUCGCUGACAACACCCCUGAUGGUAACAUUACUUUGAGUGAUAGCUAUGCCGAUACAGAGAUUCAUCUUCCAGGCGAUUCCUGGUCUGACACUGGGAAGAAUGUUUACGGAUCCUUUAAGCAACUCGGUCUGCUCAAACAGAAGAAUCGCAACCUCAAGGUCCUCCUUAGUAUCGGUGGCUGGACUUACACGAACACGAAGAAGAAUCUGGAUCCUGUGGGCGCUAGUGAAGCGGCGAGGAAGAACUUUGCGGCCAGCUGUGUGGACAUGAUCAAGAAUUACGGGUUCGAUGGUAUUGAUGUGGACUGGGAAUAUCCACAGAGCACAGAACAAGGGCGCGAGUGGCUCGCACUGAUGCAGGAGGUUCGUCAAGCCUUGGACACCUAUGCGGAUGAUCUGUCACGAGACAAAGGUUAUGCAAAGGAAGCUCGUCCGCACUUCUUGCUGUCGAUUGCCGCACCGGCGGGUGCUGACAAUUACAACAAGCUCCCGCUGCGGGAGAUGGCGGAGGUGCUGGACAUGGUUAAUUUAAUGGCAUACGACUAUGCCGGGUCAUGGGAUAACGUCACGGCUCAUGCAUCUAACCUUGCACCCAGCAAAUCGAACCCAAAGUCGACUCCAUACGACACCAAUUCGGUCAUUUCGCACUAUAUAAGCGCCGGUGUACCCAGCAGCAAGAUCAAUCUUGGUCAACCCUACAAUGGCAUUGGCAAGGGAACCUGGGAAGCUGGAGUGUACGAUUUCAAGGAUCUACCACUUCAAGGUGCUACCGAGUACUUUGAUCGCGAGGCGUACGCCACCUAUAGUUACGACAAUUCGACCGCAAUGCUGGUCAGCUACGACACGGUUGACAUGGCACUGGCCAAGGUGAAGUACAUCAAGCAGAACAAAUUGGGCGGUGCCAUGUGGUGGGAAGUCAGUGGUGAUCGGAACGACAGCGGCAGUAUCAUCAGCAAUGUCGUGAGGGAAAUGUCCGGGGCGGACGGAAGGGGCAUUGAGUCAAAGCCCAACUGGAUCUACUACCCGGAUUCGCAGUUUGAUAACGUGAAGGGCGGGUUCAAGGGUUGAGCCCGCGGAAAAAGUGGUCGACAAAUUUCCAUUCCAGUGAUGGAUGGAGAGGGCUGAAAUUGGGCGUCGUGGCAUUCAUGCAAGAAUUAUUGGUGUAGUAAUAAAUGUUGCGACAUAUAUGGUGCAAUUCAUGAAUCGUUCUGCUGC
Parastagonospora nodorum SN15 is the source of this 1556-nucleotide messenger RNA. RefSeq lists its product as hypothetical. Gene Ontology annotation, cellular component: extracellular region. The record is from RefSeq and is a predicted model, not a curated record. The transcript is spliced from 6 exons. The coding region runs from base 609 to 1409 and encodes 266 amino acids. Gene Ontology annotation, biological process: carbohydrate metabolic process; chitin catabolic process. Gene Ontology annotation, molecular function: chitin binding; chitinase activity. NCBI's taxonomy places the organism in Eukaryota, Fungi, Ascomycota, Dothideomycetes, Pleosporales, Phaeosphaeriaceae.